This is a messenger RNA of Rhizoctonia solani, 1056 nucleotides long. Its product is annotated as tyrosinase. Gene Ontology annotation, molecular function: oxidoreductase activity. The coding region runs from base 1 to 1056 and encodes 351 amino acids. The record is from RefSeq and is a predicted model, not a curated record. NCBI's taxonomy places the organism in Eukaryota, Fungi, Basidiomycota, Agaricomycetes, Cantharellales, Ceratobasidiaceae. The transcript has 8 exons.
AUGCAUCGCGCUUUUGUUUUCACUGCCGCAACGGCCUUGGUCUCGUCUGUUUUGGGGUCUCCGGUCGCCAGGAGCUGCUCGAGCCCGUACACUCGCAAAGAAUGGCGAGAACUGAGCACUACCGAGCAGACUCAGUUCAUCACAGCCCUCAAGUGCUUGGGCGAGCUGCCUCACUCGACUUUAGUCCCAACCAACUACACCGCUGGGAUCGUCAGCGUCAAUCCCUCGAGCUCUCGAUAUGACGAUUUUGUCUAUGCUCACAUGGACACUAACGUCAAGGAUCACUUUACUGGUCUAUUUUUGCCAUGGCAUCGAUGGUACCUUACAGCAUUCGAAAAGGAACUCAGGACUCAGUGCGACUAUACGGGAUACCUUCCUUACUGGGAUUGGUCUCUAGACUCUGGCAAUGUAGUAGCUUCGCCCGUGUUCUCAUCCAGCACCACGACUGGGUUUGGCUCAUUUGGCGUCGCUCCUGGUUACCAAGUCACCGAUGGGGCUUUCGCGACCGUUCAGCGCGCGUAUCCUACCCCUCAUGUUAUCGCUCGUAAUUUCAAGGCCAAGCCUUUCGAAGAGCAAGUGUUCCCAUUCGAGUUUACUACACCCGACCUACUGGCAGCCGAUACAUUCACACCGGCAAAGAUCACAGAGAUUGUUAAUGGGUUCUCCGGAGACUUUAUUGGAUUUGCUGCUCAUAUGGAUGGCGUCCGCGCCCAAGGAAUGCAUAAUGCUGCCCACCUUAUGACGCGCCCUGGCGAUCUGUCUAACCCAUCGCACUCUCCUAAUGAUCCCCUAUUUUUCCUUCACCACGCGAACCUCGAUCGCAUCUGGGAUAAAUGGCAACGAAAGUCAACCGCCAACGCUGCUGCUUAUGGCGGUGGUAGCGUGCAAGAUCUAGCUGCGUACGACACUUACCCAGUUGGUGCACCUCCAAAUGUCGAUACAACAUGGGCACUCCCGACCUCCGGCCUCGAUUCAGCGCUGGCGGUUAGCGAUGUGAUGUCGACUACCGGAGGGUAUCUGUGCUUCGUGUACAGUGAAUUUACGGGUUCGGCCUAA